GAAACGUGUGAAACAUUCAGUCGCGGCAUCCAAACGUCGCGAAUUGCGAACUUUCACAAACACGGCCACGAAAACUGAGAUUCUUUUUCUCGCUUGCCUCGUUCGCUUGCUCGAGAAUAUAUACAAGUCGAGAAGUUCCGACGCCUGUCAGACGAGCCACACUGCAGUGAACCCACUGCCAUCGACAGCUCCUUCGCAACAAUGGACAAGAACCUUACCAACUUGCUUCGAUGGAGCAUCGAGCACUCCUCCCCGUCAUCCCGCCCAGCCGCCAACGGCACCACAGCCGUGACCACCCCAUCCACAGACAGCGGCAACGACAACGCCAACUCCACAACCGCCACCUCCCCGUCCCCGGCGGCAACAGCGAGUAACCUCAAUCCGGAACUCCUAUCGACCCUCUUCGGCGGGCCGUCCGAGGCGGAGCUGAUGCGCGCCGCGAUGGAGGUGAUCACGGACGGGGAGGCGACGCUGGAGAACAAGCUCAUCGCGUUCGACAACUUCGAGCAGCUGAUCGAGUCGCUGGACAACGCCAACAACCUGGAGCCGCUGGCGCUGUGGACGCCGCUGCUGGGGCUGCUGGCGCACGAGGAGGCGGAGCUGCGCCGCAUGGCGGCGUGGUGCGUCGGCACGGCGGUGCAGAACAACGUGCGCUGCCAGGAGCGGCUGCUCGCCAUGGGCGGCAUCGCGCCGCUGGUCGGGCUGGCCACUCGCGAGUCCGAGAGCGCCGCCGUGCGCCGCAAGGCCGUCUACGCCCUCAGCUCGGCCGUCAGGAAUUACCAGCCUGCCAUGGACGCGGCCGCGGAGGAGUUGAGGAAAGGCGGGCUGGAGGUUGGGCAGGCGGGCAAGGUGGAUGCGAGCAAUAUGGAUGCGGUGGAUGAGCUUAUUGCGUCGUUGAAGAGGAGGAUUGGUGCGGAGGCGUAGAGGAAUCUUUGCAUUCACAAGCUACUGGGAACAAAACUGGGUGCUUCAGUGGUGGGAUGGAGCCGGCUUUUUUCGUUUCCUCUGCAUUGGCGGCGUUUCGGGCUGGGUUCCGGCAUUUAGACUUGAUU
This is a messenger RNA of Thermothielavioides terrestris NRRL 8126, 1052 nucleotides long. RefSeq lists its product as uncharacterized. The transcript has a single exon. The coding region runs from base 202 to 924 and encodes 240 amino acids. The record is from RefSeq and is a predicted model, not a curated record. Lineage: Eukaryota; Fungi; Ascomycota; Sordariomycetes; Sordariales; Chaetomiaceae.